Molecule: messenger RNA, 2376 nt
Organism: Drosophila ficusphila
Lineage: Eukaryota; Metazoa; Arthropoda; Insecta; Diptera; Drosophilidae
Exons: 6
Coding region: 337-1143 (268 amino acids)
Source: RefSeq, a predicted model, not a curated record
UCAUAAUGAUAGGCAAAAUUUACUAUUCUGAAAAAGCAUUCAAUGCUUAUAGUGGAAUUGUGUAAAUAACAAAAAAAUCUCCUGCAAAAGUUAUCUAAAAUCGUUGUUAUACUGAGUGUUGAGAGUGUUUUGGAAAAAGUUAACACAAUUUCGAAAAACUGCACAAUCGAUAAUCAGUUAACUGAAAAUAGGGUCCAUGUGGCCAACAUUUGCGUUGUAAAAAGGAUUUACUCCAUACAUAUAUGACCCGUGCUAUGAUUCUUAAUAAUAAAUAUUCCUAAGUGAGCAGUACAGAAUUUAAUAAAUUUAUCAAAUCGACACAGAAAGUCCUAAAACAUGCAUUCGGUAGGAAUACAUUCUGCAAUGGCCAUUAAACGGCAGCGAAAACGACGAGAUGAACAGAAAAGAGCUCGAGAAAGGCGCUACAGCACUCAAAGCUCUGAGAGUGGUGAAACUUUUCAUUCUCCAACAGGAUCUGUGAGACGUAAAUAUCACAAUCCUCAUCAAACGUCUAAUCCCAGUACUGGAAUGCUUGAUAGCCAGGUGGUUACGAGUAUUGGAAUGCUGCAUAUUGGUAUUGUGUUUGUCGUUUUCGGAGUCUUUCUUUGCGGAGCUGGCAUUAUUCCAGAUGAAACAAUGUCCUGGAAUGUAUUCAGUUCUAGUUCAGCCUGGUGGAAUGAAGUAACUUGCACCGGUCUUUUUUCCCUCGGAUUGGGACUAUUUUUACUUAUUUUAAAUUGUCUUAUAAGUCGCAAGGAAGAGGAAGAUCUUGAAGACUAUGUUCAACGUCAGCUGACUCGAUCACGUUCUGGACAUCGACUUGAGCGAGAUGUCGAAACUGGUGUAUUGACCACACGUCAUGCUCGCAAAGCCGUUGCUUUACAAAAGAACGGACGGAAUACGUCUCCCACAGACUUAGCCGUGGUGAAUUGCGGCUCUACAGAAACAUUAUGCAAUGGACCGAUAGUUAAACGUAAUGGUUUAAACAGCUCUGGUGAUGUUAUUCUCGAAAAAAUUGUGGAGGAAGACACUUCCUAUUUAAAUGACCGUAGUGCUGGACUAUCUCCUGAAAUUGAAAAUGAUACAAAGCAGCUACUACGAAUGGAAACUUUAAACGAUGCAAUCAAUAUAACAAGAAUAUAAAAGUACUCUAUAUCUAAAACCAUGAAUAUGUGUUAAACUUAUGUAUUCAUAGUUUUACAAAUAUAUAUUUAAUUAUUUUAAAAAUAUUUUUUUAAAGCCAAAUUUUUUUGGUUGGCAUAAGCUAAUAGUUUUUAUUAGCACUUUUAAGCACAAUAUUACUAAGAAUAACUGUGUCACAAAUUUGUGUAAAAAGAUGGUACUAAAAAGAUAAAAUUGUAUAACUUAAAUAAAUAUAUACUUAUAAACGUUUGUAAAUACAAGCUUUGAAAGCACAGCAAAUACGCCAGUAUUAGAUUACUUCUUAAAAGACACAAUAUGAAAACUUGGGACAAUCGAGCGCUUUGUCAAAACCUCUUCUUUCCCAAAAUAGAAAGGAAAAAAUUUGUUCUAUAUGAACAAGCUGAUUUAAGAACUUAUAACUUAAAUUAUUAUUAAAGGUUCCCCUCUAUGACUGAAAACGUAUCCUUUGGGGCUUAAAUUUAAAAUUUUAUUGUUAACUAUUGUAUGUCUUUUUUAAUAAUCAUAUAGAUAACAUUUCAUUAUUCGAAGCUCUAACCCUUGUUAUAUAUAAACAUUGUUCAUUUAAUCAAAUACCAUUAAAUUCUUUAUUAAAAAGUAUAUGUGUUUGACAUUUAAAAUAAUAAUAUUAUUAAUUAUUAUAAAUACAAUCAAUAAAAAUGUAUGAUAUUUGAUAAAUUUGGUUUCAGAUCAACAACUUUAAAAAGCGUGAACACACCAUGUAAAUUUGAUAAAAACACAACUUGCUUGUGGGGCGCCAUCCGAUUAAGCCAUUAAUUUCGAAUUUUGUACUGCGUGCAAUAACUACACAACUUUUGGGGUCUUUUGGGGUUUGGGGUUUUUUGGGGUCUGAGGUGUCUUAACUUCGUGGCAAACUCCUUGCUUAAUUAUAAUACUCUCUGCAAGGGUAUAAAUAUCGUCAAUACUUACUAAUCACGACCUGGGACCAAAAUCUGCAAAAUAAAAACAUUGAUUUAUGUGAUAUUAAUUUAAUUAUGAACAAAAAAAUAUUUACUAAUAUGAUAGGUCGAAUAUAAAAAAUGCACUGUUUAAAAUUAAUUUUUACUUUUCAUAAAAAAAUAUGUUGUUAUACCCUUGCAGAGCAAAGGGUAUUAUAAUUUUGAGGGGACACCUCAGACCCCAUUCUUGAUCAGCAUCACGAUCUGAAUCGAAUUACGUCGUACGUCUGCCCGUCUAUCCGUUUGUCCUCCUGUC